AUGUAUACCCAAUUAGGAAUCGUUCGCGAUAAGCUGAUAAGCGAGGGAGGGCUUCGAGGAAGUUCUGGCGACAUUGAUUUCCCUUGGUUCUUUAAAGGCACGAUGAAUUAUUUGGCUGGGUUAAUCCUUUUAGCCGUCAAUAUUGUGGAAGGGUUUACUGUAGAACAGGGAAUUUUGGGUUUGAACGAUAUUCACCAAUGCCCUGUAGAUACUCCAUUAUCGUGCUCCAACAAAACGGAAGUUGAUGAUAGCUGCUGCUUUGAAUAUCCCGGAGGAAUAAUAUUGCAAACUCAAUUCUGGGAUUACUAUCCUCCUGUUGGACCAGAAGAUAAGUUUACUCUCCAUGGAUUGUGGCCAGAUAAGUGUGACGGAAGUUACGAGCAGUUUUGCCAUAAUAGUGAGAAAAUUGACAGUGCCAGAGACGUGUUGAAUAAGUUCGGUGAGACAGAUCUUUUGGACAAGAUGACCAGGAUCUGGAAGAAUUUCAACGGAAAUGAUGACGAAUUGUGGGUUCACGAGUUUAACAAGCAUGGAACUUGUAUGAAUACACUCAAAUCCGACUGUUACAACCAUUUCACGCCUCAACAGAAUGUGGUGGACUUCUACAAGAGAACUGUGGAUGUUUAUGAUACUUUACCAACAUUUGAAUGGCUAAGAAAAGGAGGAAUCGUACCUUCAAAUACCAAAACAUACACUCGAGCAGAAAUCGAGGACUCUAUAGCUUCUCAGUUUGGCCAUCCAGUGUAUAUCAGCUGUAAUAGGUUUAAUGCGCUACAGGAGGUUUGGUACUUCCAUCAAUUGAAGGGUUCCAUUCUUUCCGGGGAAUUUGUUCCUAUUCCUGCGAUGCUUGAUUCUAGAUGUCCUGAAUCAGGGAUCAAGUUUCUUCCUAAGACUUUCAAGCCUCCUCAACCUACUCAUACUGAUAAUCCAGGUCCUCGGCCUACUGGUCGUCACGGUUACUAUAGAGGAUUAUUAAAACCGGUUGAUCAGCCCGGUUGUAUCAUCGGCAAUGGACAUUGGUACACCUCGGGAACAUGUGCCAAGUUUACUUUGAUCCAGGCUCCUUUUGGUGGCUACAAUCUCAGAUCAUCUAGAGGCUUCUGCUCUGUGGUUGAUGGUUCGUUGAUAUGCGGUUCUCAAAUUGAACCGCGCCAAUUUCAGUACGAUAAAAAUACUCGGUCAAUCAGUUAUGGAGGGCACAAGUCCUGGAGUGCUGACCAUGUUCCCCAGAGAUUCCAGCAGUUGGAUGUCCGUCCCGGGAAGGGCGAAGUCACCUUCGAGAUAAAAUUGGAUGCAUAA
Molecule: messenger RNA, 1299 nt
Organism: Brettanomyces nanus
Lineage: Eukaryota; Fungi; Ascomycota; Pichiomycetes; Pichiales; Pichiaceae
Exons: 2
Coding region: 1-1299 (432 amino acids)
Biological process (GO): RNA catabolic process
Cellular component (GO): extracellular region
Molecular function (GO): ribonuclease T2 activity; RNA binding
Source: RefSeq, a predicted model, not a curated record